AUAACAAUUAUUCAAUAAAAAUCAAAAAUAAUAAUUAUUCAAUAAAAAUCAAGUUACUUAAAAUGAGUGUAGGCGUACAUGCAUAUAUUAGAUUUGUGGUGAAAAUGGAGGUGUGUAACGUCCAGAGGGAUUGUUUCCGACAUAAUAAAGUAUAUAGAUUCUUGAUCAGCAUCAAUAGCCGAGUCGAUUGAGCCCCGUCUGUCUGUCCGUCCCUAUAAGCGCCUAGGGCUCAAAGAUUAUAAGAGCUAGAGCAAUGACAACGAACUCUUUGUCGUGCCGUUUAAUAUUAGCGGCGUCUGCCGGAGGAGAGCCAUAUUGACUAAGUAUAGGGUAUAAAUGUAGAGUUGCGGUCGCCGCAACAACUCACAACGUUACCCCUCGUUGAUUAUAUUUUCAGAUGUAGAAUAUAGGGCGACAGACUCUCUCCCCAAUUUUCGGAUAGAUAUAGGAUAACAACUGUGAAUAAUAAUGAUUUCGAAAAGGAUUCUUCCGUAUUCAAACAAAUCUAUUGGAUAUUAUUUCCAUCAAUUCUUGUUUUAGAAAAGGAACUGCGAACUAUUUAUGUUGCCCAGAACGAUGUCAUUUAGAAGCAUUAUUUUAAUGAACGAGUGGACUUCAGGAACUGGUUUAAGUCUGGAUGCGUGCCGAAGCGGAUACAGUAUAUGUACAUGUAGAUGUGCCAGUUCAUACACCGAACAUGUUGCAAACGACCUUUCUGGAUUGGAUCCCAGUGACUUCGGCUCUGAUCCCAGCUCCCAAUGGAGACUACGAAUAUUUUGUUCCUUCUGAGAGCACAUCGUGCAUCCGCCAGCUGCUGGUACGACUUACUUGCCUCGCACGUGCAUACAUUACCGACGUCGUCUUCCCUCCUGGACCAUGCUUCAUCCGCUUUCGUCGGCUCUAUUGGUCGAGACCCUCUCUGGCCGCAAACUGCUAUGCAGCGAUCCCCUCUUCUUACUUAGGCAGGUCGUCCCCUCCUCCGGGAAUACCUCUUGCGUGCCUGCGGACACCGUUGUGUCCACCGUCGUUUAACAGGAGCUUCCCGCUUCACCGUUCACAGUUCACUGCCUUUUCAGUCCGCAUCGUCCUCAAGUGAUCGCGCCGUAGCUCCUCGUCCUCUCCGGAGUUCCAAGAGAUGUGCUCCUGGCUGGACCGUGGCAGCCAUGAUGCCGAUGAGUCGACAAUGUGUCGUCCCGUCCUCUGCAUCAGGGAAUAGUGAUCGGCAGCGGUAUUUUUGUUUCCCGGGAAAUAAUGUCAACAACCCCCCUAUCCAUACUCCGCCGAAUCAAACGCUGGGCUUUAGUUUUGAGACGCGUAAGUAAAGCAGUAAAU
Drosophila pseudoobscura is the source of this 1332-nucleotide messenger RNA. RefSeq lists its product as uncharacterized. NCBI's taxonomy places the organism in Eukaryota, Metazoa, Arthropoda, Insecta, Diptera, Drosophilidae. The transcript has 4 exons. The coding region runs from base 638 to 1096 and encodes 152 amino acids. The record is from RefSeq and is a predicted model, not a curated record.